This is a messenger RNA of Halichondria panicea, 7782 nucleotides long. RefSeq lists its product as uncharacterized. The record is from RefSeq and is a predicted model, not a curated record. Gene Ontology annotation, molecular function: protein binding. NCBI's taxonomy places the organism in Eukaryota, Metazoa, Porifera, Demospongiae, Suberitida, Halichondriidae. The transcript is spliced from 19 exons. Bases 88 to 3891 code for a protein of 1267 amino acids. Gene Ontology annotation, biological process: signal transduction.
GUUUAUUAAACUGUGACCCUCAUGCAUACCUUUGUGACACUGUUGUGAUCUAUAUCUUGUGGAGAUGACAAUUGGUAGUCUAAGAGUAUGUUUGCUACUUCUUCAGCUGCCUGUAGUGGCUCAGUGCCUGUCAGUUUAGUUCUCAAUAAAGCCAAGGGAAAAAAACAAAGAGAAGCUCCAAGACUCACACUUUCAAACCUAGUGUCUGCUCUGAAAAGUGUUGAAAACAGAUGGAAUGAUUUGGGUGCUGAUCUGCGAUUCCCUGAAGCAGUAUUGCAAAGUAUCGAGAAGCAGAAUUGCUCCUCACUAGAGAGAUUAACAGCUGUUCUCAAGCAUUUUCUCCAACUACAUCCAUUUGCUUCUUGGCGAAGGAUCAUUCGAGCUCUUGAAAGGCUGGAAGAGAAUGGGAUAGUUAAGCACAUUAAAACUUAUUCUGAGCACAUUUUAGACCCAAGUCUUACUGUUGAGAAUGUUGCUAGAGUGAUUGCAGCUACCACUGAUGAUUGGGCAGAUGAUGUAUAUACUUAUCAUCUGGCAGGAGAGCUUAUGGUGCCAAUCACUAUACAAGAUAGAAUUAAGAAACAAUACUCCUCUGUUAAAGAUCAACAAACUUCUCUAGCCAAGUACUGGGUGAGAAUGCUUUUCAAUGCUUCAUGGUCUACUCUAGCUGGAGCAUUGCAUUUCCUGAAGGAAAAGGAAGCUCUUGCCAUUUGUGUGAAGGAUUACCUUGACAUUGAGAAUGAUGAAACCCUAACAAUGGAAAAUUUACUAGCCGCGUUUGAGGGUGUGACAAAAUGGGAUGAAAUUGGAUAUCGGCUAAGGGUACCUACAACCCAACAGAAUGAGAUUAGAUCAUCUUUUCAAACAGACGAUGAGAAAAAAGAAGCUAUUUUAAAUCAUUUUCUUCAACACAACCCAUCUCCCACCUGGAGAGAAGCUGCAUUAGCUUUGUAUAGAAUGAGGCACCAUGAUUUAGUCAAGACCCUAUACGAGAAGAAAUAUCUUAUUGCACCGGAGGAUCAAAGGCUACUGGACAUAUUCAAUUAUACAGUGAAGCAAAGAGGAUACUUAAAUCAGACUAUAAUGCAAGCAACGAUACAAGGAAAUGCCCGGUCUGGAAAGACGUCGUUAAUCAAGGUUCUACAGGGGAAACAUGCUUGCCCUGUUGAACCAAGUACUGCUGUAAUGGAAGAAUCAGCGCGUAUAGAGCUAAGCCAGUCUACUGUGCUUGUUGAAGGUAUUCUCUGGACUCCAAUCGAAGAUUUGCAUGAAGAAGCUAACCUUGUUGUGCGUGAGGUGAUGACUGCUGAGCAGCUUCAAUCGAAUAAUGCCAAUGAAGAUGACGAAGACAAUAUUAUCAUUGCAGACACUAUUGGAGAAUCAGUUUAUCCUGGAACAGUAACUUCUAUGGUUGAUUCAGAAUUACCCACUAGGAAUACAACCAGCACUAUCAAAACCUUCAACAGUAGUCUCUUCACUGAAACAUUUGAGCAAGGUCCAGAUAAUUCUUCAAUAUUGAAUUUAUUCAAACUUGCCAUUAAGAAAGCAAAACUCGAAAUGACAAUGAUUAAGGACCCAUGGACUCUAUACAUUUCAGAUAUAGGUGGCCAGCUUGAAUUCCAAGAACUGGUGCCAGCACUAACAAAUGGCCCUAGCCUUCAUAUUAUAGUCAUUGCUGCUCACUGGGGUCUCAACAACAAGUGUCCAAUUGAGUACUUACACAAAAAUGGACAGUCUGCCGUAUCAUAUAAAGCAAACUAUACGGUAAAAGAAAAUGUUCUGUUAACUCUGGCAACGAUAAUGUCUACAGGACAACACAAGCAACUUCCUAAAGCAAUGUUUGUCAUUACGUUUAAAGAUUUGGUUACUGUAGAGGAACUACUUGUAAUGGAUGAAGAGCUACAAAGAACUGUGAAAUGCACUGAAGCAUACCGCUCUGGAGUGAUUGAGUUUGCCACAGAAUCACACUUGUGUCAUACCAUUAAUAAUUUAAUUCCAGAUACAGAUGACAUUGCAUGUAUCCGUAAGACUGUGGAAAGAAUAGGAAUGCGAAAUGAUGAUUACCAAGUUCGAACUCCCUACACUUGGCUUUGCUUUAGUCUUGCUCUACGCCGUAUAAAGAAUAGAGUGCUGCACUAUUCAACUUGUGUGGAAGCUGGAAAACAAUGUGGGAUUGAAUCGAUUGAAGAAUUGAAUGCUGCACUGAGAUUCCUGCAUUACAACAUUGGUGUAAUUCGGUACUUCAGUGAUGUUCCUGAAUUAUCAGACAUUGUUAUAAAAGAUCCCCAGAUGUUGUUUGACUGUGUUACAGAAUUGGUUCUCAAUACUUUCACUUUUGAUCGUGUUAAUUAUUCUACUAAAGAAGAUUUCGAGAAGAAAGGAUUGUUUCCAGUUGAAAUGGUUAGCAAAGUGUCUACCAAUUCAGAGCUUUUUACAAACCAAAAAUUGAUCGCUUUUCUGAUGUACCAUCACAUAAUUGCACCAUUGGAGAAAGAUGGUGAAACCGUAAAAUAUUUUUUGCCUUGCUCUCUUGUUCAUGCUGAAAUUUUUGAAAAUGAUGCUUCCUUUAAUGUACUCCCUCCAAUGGUGAUCAUUUUUGAUACUGGGUACACUCCACGCGGCAUUUUUGGAUUUUUAGUGAGUGAUAUUCUAACUGACAAGGGUCAUGAGAUAAAAAUCGUGUUGGAUGUAGAUUGUAUUUAUCGUGACCAGCUAACAGUGUCUGUAGGUCCUUACGUAGACAAAUUUUACUUCUCCCUCCAUGCAACGUAUAUAAAGAUUGAUGUGCAGCCUUCGAAAAUCGAACGAAAAUUUCCCUUUGGAGAAAUUUGCUGCUAUGUUCGGAAUCGUGUGGUUGAAGCAUUGACUGACAUUGUUAGCAAGUUGAAUUACAAUUGUAAAGCCACUCACUCUUUAGCAUUCCUCUGUCCUGACAAAUGCCAUGGAGAACAAGUUCAUGCAGCAACCAUAUUGUUUUAUCGGGGGGAGAUGCAGGCUUUAAAGUGUAUCAUUAGCAAGAAUGCAAAAGCACUCCCAAAAGGUCAUGAAGUGUGGUUCAAUGAGGAUGUGUGUAUUUCUACGAGUAGAAAAAGACCAGCUUCAGAAGUUGCUUUACCAUGCUCCAAACGUGUUGAAUAUGACUACUCGGAAUUACAUUUAUCUUCAACCAAGUACUGGGACGGCCACAAAAGUACCUCAGAUUGUCUGACAGUUAGUCAGCUGCCUUUAUUACGGGUCUGCAUUUGGAGAGCCAGAGUGGAGUGGGAAAACAUAGGUACUGCUCUACACAUCGAUUCAUCUAUAUUGAAAGCAAUUGGAUUGAGGAACCAUUACAAACCUGAGGAAUGCUUCACUGAGGUCCUCUACUACUGGCUAUGUCAGGAGCCUCCACCUACCUUGAACGUCCUUAAGAAGUGUAUGAUGUCACUUUCUCUGAGAGAAAGUUGUCCUCGACUGGAUGAAGAUUUGGAGAGAAAUUUUAAUCAGUUUGAGCUUUCAUGCCCAGACACUUCUGCGAUGGAUGAAACGUUUCAACUUGCACCUAGCCAUCUGAAAAUCAUCGUCAAUACUGUUUGGAGGGCCAGAGUAAAAUGGUUUGACAUCGGUAUUUUUUUGCUGAAUGAUGUACCCGCCUUGGAAUGUAUCCGGACUAAGUGCCAUCAUGACCCAGACGAAUGUGUAAGAGAAAUGUUCAGCUGCUGGUUGAGUGGGGGUUGUGCAAAUCUUCGAGACCUCAAGAAUAGUGUGCAAUCACUGCCUGUGCGGGAGAAUUAUCCUGGUCUCGGAAGAGAUUUGGAAAAUGCUCUGCUGAAACAGCUAGAUCCCAGUGUUCCUCAGAAAACCAUCAGUAUGAUUAUGUCAAUGAGCCUUCGACUAAUGAAAAGGAGCUAAAGAUUAAGAGCAGCCACGAUGUGCUCACAGAGGACUCCAAACUCAGUGCUCAAUCGGCUGUCGACCAAUCAGAAUUGAGGUGGUGAGGAGAAGUCUUCAAGAAGGAGGCUGAAGCCCAAGAGGAAGUCGCACAAGCACAGCUCUGACAGGAAGCACGAGAAGCACGAGAAACACCAACACAAAUCGUCCAACAAGAAGAAGAAGAAACACUCCUCACAUACACAAUCAUUGACUUUACCGCUGUUCGUAUAGUACAGUCACAUGUUCACCUUGGUAUUAUAAGUUUAUGUUAUACCCACUCCAAUCCAAGCUAUAUCCACUGAAUUGUCUGAUCAUGGAAUUGGCAUGACUCUGAGUCUGAUAAACACAAUGAUAAUUAUACAAUACAAGUAUAAUUAUAGUUUUAAGGGUACAUCGUAAUAUAUAGCCCAUGCAUGAUCUCCCAUGCCCCGACUAAUUCACACUCGUUUAUUCUUGACAAUUUUAUUCAAUCAUGAAUUUAUCAUACGUUUACAUAGAGAGUAGAGACACGUAUACAGUUAUAGUGCUAGAAAUAAAUUGUACUCCUGACACAAUGCCAAUGCCAUACAUUUCACACAAUUUAUGAGGAAGUUCAUUGAAAACGAAAUAGUGAUCUUACAUCUUCCACUUGGUCAAGAUAUUGCAUUUGCCUUAAAUACAUUUGUCUUGAUGUUCGAACAGACUUCACUGAUCCACAUAUUCCUUUCGCAUCUAGCAGUGGCUGUGAUUGUUGUCCAGGCAUAUAUUUACAUAUCACAUAACACUCACAGAGAUGACGAAAAUUACUCAAUUCAGAGUUAACAAAAUGAUCAGCAUCUGUCAUACUCAGGCACAGGUGUGUCAGAGAUUGAGAUUGAGAGAGGGCUUUAAAAACUUCUGACUGAGCAGUGAUUUCUAAGCAAGGUAUAACACAAUAGAUACAAAUUUUUUUCAAAGAAGAGUAACACUCUGGGUCCGUGGGUAAAGUCAAUUGCGGUAAACUAUCCUGUGAUCUAAUGGCCAUAUAAGUGAGAGACGGAAGAUUUGGUAGGAUAUUGGUAAGAUCGACUGUUCCGUUUGAGUUGGUUAGGAUUCUUAAGUGCUGCACCCGUACCAGAGCUGGCAAAAGCAUUUCAAAAUCAAGCGGAAGGGGUUUGUGAACAUUCCGACUAUAGUCAAUUUCAAGUGAAAACAAAUUCAUCCGUACUACACUAAGGCGAAUACGAGAACGACUUUGCACGUCAAACGGGGGUAAGUGGGACACACGUUCACCGAUAGUACUUGGAGGUGUAACACUUCUGUCAGGAACACACAAGCAAUUCCUUAAUGCCAAAUGGCGAAGUUUCUUCAUCACUGCUAGCACUUCCCAGAGAGAGGCCACACUUUCGACUUUGUGAAUACCUUUGAGAUUCAGAGCAACCAAUCCUGAGCAAUUUGAGCUAAUGUCAGCCAAUCCUUGCAGAUUGAGAAGGGCAUUCUCACAACCACUCAUAUCAAAACAGACCAGGUUGGGACAAGACUCAGAGAGCAACGUAAGAUCAGUAGAAGAUAGCUCCUUUAAUCCAGCCAAAGAGAGGUAUUUGAUGCUGGGGGGUAAAAAUGAGACAGUGAGGCCGGGUGAAGGGAUGCCUGAUUUGUACACUAUUGCACUAACAGGAUCAUUACUUGGAGAUAGAACCAAUGAACACGAGGCAGGACAAGAUGAGCAAACUGAUUUAGCAGGGCAUGUCACAAUUUCGACGCUCGGAUGUAAUGACACCUUUAGGAUUGGGUAUUUAUUUAUCAUAUUUCCAGCAACUGGCGAACAAUUGGAAUAAAUUGAAAGAAGAGCUGGGUGGUCACAACUUGUUAGUUGGCCAAGGACAACUUCAAAGGAAAUGUAUGAAACACUAAACUCCAGAUUUGGCGGCAAAUAGUUAUUCUCCCUCCAAUGUUGAAUAGCUAGUGGUACAUUAUAUGCGGUACGAUCCUGAAAAUUAACUGUAGACGUUUCAGUAAUGCGUACUAUUUGAAGGUGCUGUAUCUUGGAGGCUGCACAAACGAUCUGGUUAACUUCAAGCUUUUGCCCCACUGAUACAUUGACAUAGUACAGAGAAGGCAGUGCAGAGAGCAGUUUUUCCAGCAUUGAGAGCGUUAUAGGCAUGCCAAUCAGUGAGAGAUAUCGGACUUGUUUACAGCUGUGGAUUUUGGGGAUAAACUUAGAAAGAGGAAAUUUUAGCGAGUUAGGAUUAUACGAUACGUAAAUAUUUUGAACAUAGGAACAAGACAGUCCCAACGAUAGCCUGAGAGCCUUGAAGUCCUCAUCUCUUCUGCGGCAGUCUUUCCACACCAGGGAGUUCCAGGCACGAGGGUCGCUGAGGAUGAAAUAGAAUCUCUUGCAGGAGAUACGGAGACACAGUUUCUCAUAGCCAGUCAGAGUGUCAGUUAUCUUGAUCAGUACCUCUGUGGGGAGACUGAGCAGGUCUUGAUCUUGAGGUUCCAUGAUCAGCCUUUUAGUGUCGAUCUGCGUUAUUUUAGAGACAAUUCGGUCCGGGAACAAGCUAUAGCAUGAGCUAGAGAUCCAUGAUCCAGUACAUGCAAUAGAGAGAGAGAGAUCAGCAGUGCAGUAUGAGCCAAAUUUAUGUCAAUGAGCCUCCGACUAAUGGAAAGGUUCUGAUAAAGACAACUCUAGGAGAUGUUGACGUGGAGUUGUGGUCCAAGGAGGCGCCUCUGGCUUGUCGAAACUUUGUGCAGCUGUGCAUGGAAGGCUACUACAAUGGAAAUAUCUUCCAUAGGAUAGUCAGCGAGUUUAUUGCGCUCAAACUGGUGACUCCACUGGAACUGGAGAGGGCGGGGAGUCCAUCUAUGGCCACACCUUCAAGGUGAGCUCUGCCGGUCCUUGUUUGUGGCUUGAUUUAAAAAGUGAACAGUGACUCUUCUUGAACUUGAAUUAUCGUCUGCCUUCAUCAGAAGUAUACACAUACUGUAUAUUUUCAUCCCUCUGUUUGUUUGUUUAUCGGCCAGGAUAAGUUUCAUUCUCGGCUGAGGUUUAAGCGGCGAGGGCUGGUGGGGAUGGUUAACGCUAGCAAAAACGACAAUAGCAGUCAGUUUUUCUUCACUCUGGGCAGAGCACACAAGCUCACUAACAAACACACUCUCUUUGGCAAGGUGAGUUGGUGGGUACACAGCUUUGAGUGGUGUAAAGUUAAAACUGGGUCCCAAUAAAGCGGCACUCUUUGGUAUGGGGAAGAGGGCCUUCUGGGAUCAGUGUGAGGUCACAGAUUGUGUAACGAGAGAGUGCCUUAGUUACUGUGGCAUAGUACACGUAUGCUACAUGUAGGUCCGAACAUGACAGUUUACAUGUGCAUGCACCUGCUUCUGUUAGCUGGGUACAGCUGUUUCUUGUUUGUGUGUAGGUGUCUGGUCCCACACAGUACAAUAUACUUUGUCUAAACGAGGUACCCUCGAACAAGGAAGACCAUCCCCUCGACCCUGUGCCCAAGAUUCUCAAGACCGACGACAUUGUUCUGCGAGUAGACCCAAGAAAGCUGAACAAGACGAGGGAGAAGACAAAAACCAGUCAAAAGCAACAAAGAGUUAAAGAUUAAGAGCAGCCACGAUGUGCUCACAAAGGACUCUAAACUCAGCGCUCAACCGGCUGUCAACCAAUCAGAAUUGAGGUGGUGAGGACGGGUCUUCAAGAAGGAAGCUGAAGCACAAGAGGAAGUCGCACAAGCACAGCUCUGACAGGAAGCACGAGAAGCACCAACACAAAUCGUCCAACAAAUCGUCCAACAAGAAGAAGAAGAAACACUCCUCACAUACACAAUCAUUGACUUUACCGCUCUUCGUAUAGUACACUCACAUGUUCACCUUGGUAUACCCACUCCAAUCCAAGCUAUAUCCACUGAA